Messenger RNA from Oppiella nova, 414 nucleotides. The record is from the annotation of a GenBank genome assembly. Lineage: Eukaryota; Metazoa; Arthropoda; Arachnida; Sarcoptiformes; Oppiidae.
AUACCGCACGCAUACGUGCCCUCCGAUGAACAGUCGGUGGCAUUGGGUUUGGCCGCCGGCUCUAACUCGCACUCACACUCACACAUGACAUGUAGUUCCACUACAGUGUACUCAUUGACACCGAUGGGCGAUAUGAUAAAGGUCUCGCGACCACCCGGCGGACAUUUAGUCACUUUCAGCUCCACAUCAAACUCCACGUCAUCGGGAAGUAUAGUAUGCUCGCUGUCACCGAACUGUAGUUCCUGUAUCUCUCAACCGCAGUGUGCCUGGUGUUCGGCACAGACACCACUGCCCGGUAUCACUCGAUGCGACUCAUCGGAAAGCCUAUCAGCGAACGGCUGUCCCGACAAAGACAUCGUAAACCCGGCCUCUUCUGUAGAGAUUGUGAAGAUGAUGUGCAACGAUUUCGCAUAA